Molecule: messenger RNA, 1097 nt
Organism: Alnus glutinosa
Lineage: Eukaryota; Viridiplantae; Streptophyta; Magnoliopsida; Fagales; Betulaceae
Product: proteasome subunit beta type-1
Exons: 7
Coding region: 116-787 (223 amino acids)
Cellular component (GO): proteasome core complex
Source: RefSeq, a predicted model, not a curated record
UUGAGAUCUGAAUGUUAGAAAAAGGUAUCAAACCCCGAAGCUGGUUUUUCGUCUUCUUUCCUCGCCCUAGUUCUCUUUCUCUCACUGUCUUUGCUCCAUCAAUUAUCAGCUAACCAUGACCAAGCAGCAAGCUAACUGGUCUCCAUACGACAACAAUGGCGGAUCCUGCGUUGCGGUUGCCGGAGCCGAUUACUGCGUUGUCGCGGCCGAUACUCGCAUGUCCACCGGUUACAGUAUUCUCACGCGCGAGUACUCCAAAAUCUGCAAACUAGCGGACAAAUGUGUAAUGGCUUCUUCUGGUUUUCAAGCUGAUGUGAAAGCUUUACAAAAGCUCUUGGCAGCUAGGCACUUGAUCUAUCAGCAACAACACAACAAGCAGAUGAGCUGCCCUGCUAUGGGUCAACUGCUCUCUAACACCCUCUACUAUAAACGAUUCUUUCCGUAUUAUUCCUUCAACGUUCUAGGUGGCCUUGACAGUGAAGGGAAGGGUUGUGUCUUCACAUAUGAUGCUGUUGGUUCCUAUGAGAGAGUUGGAUAUAGUUCCCAAGGUUCUGGUUCCACACUCAUCAUGCCCUUUCUGGAUAACCAGCUGAAGUCUCCCAGCCCUCUCUUAUUGCCUGCCCUGGAUGCUGUUACACCACUUUCUGAAUCAGAAGCAGUUGAUUUGGUUAAAACUGUUUUUGCAUCUGCAACUGAGAGGGAUAUAUACACUGGAGACAAGCUUGAAAUUGUCGUUAUAAAUGCUGAAGGUAUUCGUCGUGAAUUCAUUGAACUCAGGAAAGACUGAUUUCUGUCCUGAAUUGUUGUGCUGGUCUUCAAAGCAAUAUGCUCAAAUGGCCUUUGAUGGUAUUGCCAUGGUGGUUCUUUCGGUGUUCUCAUGACUCAUCAAUUAAGAUUUAGCUUGUCAAUGAGUUAAAUAUGAACAAUUGCAUUUCCUUAUGGGAAUUGUUGAAGAAGUGAUGCCUAUUUUGGACACGAGUUUCCUGUAUUAGACAAUGUCAAUAUCCACUUGUCUUUGCCCCAAGUUUAUAUAUUUAAGUCUUAACACUCUUGAAAAUAGACGUGGUAAUGACUUAUGAAUGAUGAAUCUCCUUUAA